Molecule: messenger RNA, 1176 nt
Organism: Ascochyta rabiei
Lineage: Eukaryota; Fungi; Ascomycota; Dothideomycetes; Pleosporales; Didymellaceae
Exons: 3
Coding region: 1-1176 (391 amino acids)
Source: RefSeq, a predicted model, not a curated record
AUGGUUGAGAACCGAGGACCAGAGCUACAGGCAGUAUGUUCGACGAUGGUGUCGCUGUCAUUUGUGUCAGUAGUGCUUCGAGUCUACGUUCGAACCCGUAUCGUGAAGGCAUUUGGAUGGGAUGACUUCUUCAUGGUCUUCGCCCUUUUGUUCAAUGUGAUGUUUGCAACCUGUGCAAUCGGUGGAAUACAUUACGGCACUGGUAGACACAUGAAGGAUCUCAGCGAUGAGGGGAUAGUCAAGGCUAUGCGAUUUUGGUGGUACUGCUACAUUGCCUAUUGCUGGGCCAUGAUCAUGGUCAAAACGUCGAUUGGACUUUUCUUGUUACGCGUCACGAUCAAGCCACUCCACCGAUGGAUCAUCUACAUUGCCAUGGGUCUCACGGUUUUGACUGGACUGGUUUUCUUCUUCGUUACCCUCCUUCAAUGUACGCCCUUAUCAUACUUUUGGGACAAGAAGUCCCAAACAGGGUGGUGCGUCGACGCCGAUGUCAUCAUCGCUCUUACUUUCCUCUACAGCGCCAUUUCCGUCAUUUGCGACUUCACCUUCGCCAUUCUCCCCAUCUUCCUCGUAUGGAACUUAAACAUGUCUGUCAAGACAAGGGUCAUGCUUAUCCCCAUCCUAGGAAUGGCGUGUGUGGCAAGUGUUGCAGUCCUCUGCCGUAUGGCAUAUGUUAUGGACUUCAAGAACCCCGACUUCCUGUGGGCCACACUGGAUAUCGCGAUCUGGAGUGACGUUGAACAAGGUCUUGCGAUCACUGCCGGUAGUCUCGCAACCCUCCGACCGCUAUACCGCAAAUUCGCAGCGCACUUCGGCAUAAACACAACAGGAAAGGGCGAUAGCGGAAAGAACACUACACCGCAGUGGUAUGGUGGCCCAUCUAUGGCCAAGGAAUCAAAGAGGAAGAGCUUGUUCCAUUUUGGUACACUGAUGAGGACCGAGAAAGGGGCCGACAGGGAUGAGGACUAUGGCAUGGGCAAUUUACAGCCUAUGCGCUUGAGGGACGACCUCCUGGAUGAAAACCAGGUUGAAAAGAACGAGAAGGGGUUCAGUUCGUGGACGGUGUCAGCUGGCGGCAAGAGUUUUGAUGAAGAGCAUGCCGUGCCUCCACUACCAUCAGGGCAGAUCACGAUGCAGACAGCUGUGGUUCAAGAGUCCGAGAGACGCUCAUUCUAA